AUGAACGUCCAGGCCCAAGACUACGUAACAGUGGACACACAAGAAGGAACACUCAGAGGCGUGUUGUCACUGACAUACACCGGAAAUCCUAUUUACAGGUUUCAAGGUAUUCCAUAUGCAGAGCCCCCAGUUGGAGAUCUACGUUUUCAGCCACCAGUGACAAAAGCAGCAUGGUCUGGAGUUAGAGACGCCCUGGCGGUGGGGUCGCAGUGUCCCCAGUAUCGAAGUGGUGCGACGUCUGGCGCCGAAGACUGUCUUUACCUCAAUGUUCAUGGUCCAGGGACACCGUCGCAAAAUGGAACCCUGAAAGCUGUUAUGGUUUGGAUACACGGCGGAUGUUUCACAGGAGGAUCUGGUUCGCCGGUAGCAGACUAUUUUGUGGACAAUGACGUCAUAUUCGUUGGCAUAAAUUAUCGUCUGGGACUUCUUGGUUUCUUAAGCACCAGUGACGAAAUCGUCCCCGGGAACAUGGGCCUUAAGGAUCAAGUGGAGGCCCUUCGCUGGGUGCAGAGGAACAUAGCAGCGUUUGGUGGUGACCCAGACAAAGUCACUAUUUUCGGCCAAAGUGCUGGAGGGGCCUCCAUUCAUUACCACGUCCUAUCUCCAAUGAGCAAAGGUCUAUUUAAGAAUGCAAUAGCAAUGAGCGGAUCAGCAAUGAACCCUUGGGCAUUCUCUAGAAAUGCAACCGAUAGAGCUGUACGGUUUGCGGGAACUCUAGGAUAUACAGGAACAAGUUCCAGCGACCUUGUAAAUUUUCUGAAAACAGUGGACCCGAACACACUAGUUAUGGACUCAUCCAGUGCGUUAUCUGAGGAGGAUAGCAAGACCUUGUUCUCCUGUGUGUGGGUACCCAGUGCUGAACCAGAACACGAUGGUGCGUUUUUGACGGAAGAACCGUGGACUCUGGUAGCUGAAGGGCGCUACAACCUGGUUCCCUACAUGUCUGGUGUCACUGACCUCGAGCAGCUUGCACAAACACAGCCUAACGGAGUGUUAUCCACAGAAGAGCGAGUAAGCAACCUGAACGAGAAUUUUGACGAAAAAGUCGGAUGUGAUCUACGGCUUCCGACGAGAGAAGAGAGACUGAAUGGCGCUAAUGCUGUUAAGCAGUUCUACUACAAUGGCAGUGACAUCACGUUGCAGGAUAACUACACCACAGCUCUGUUUGAUUCCCACCUCUUCUUUUCGGAAGGAGUUGACGCUGUCAUCAGGAGCAUGGCUCGCUAUUCCUCGGAGCCCGUGUAUUACUACGAGUUUACUUACCUCGGCUCUCUCAGCGCCUACCCCGGAGGACCAGGUAGGGGGAGCGAGCAGUUAAUCGCCGUAGUUAUCUUUCAUUACGUUUUGCAACGUCACACUUACAUAAGUAAUAAAAUAAGUAACUCGUGCUUACACGAUCCAACUCCGCAACAGAGUUCACUUGUGACAGUGACGUGGGAAGAGUACGACGAAUCGUCGCCCAACUACUUGAUGAUAGCAGCUCCUCUUCGAACUGGAACCAGCUUAUUUGAGCCUUACAUGAACUUCUGGCAUGACCUGUUGCCGUAA
Schistocerca serialis cubense is the source of this 1548-nucleotide messenger RNA. RefSeq names its product esterase FE4-like. The coding region runs from base 1 to 1548 and encodes 515 amino acids. The record is from RefSeq and is a predicted model, not a curated record. Lineage: Eukaryota; Metazoa; Arthropoda; Insecta; Orthoptera; Acrididae. The transcript has 10 exons.